Molecule: messenger RNA, 2607 nt
Organism: Colletotrichum orchidophilum
Lineage: Eukaryota; Fungi; Ascomycota; Sordariomycetes; Glomerellales; Glomerellaceae
Exons: 3
Coding region: 1-2607 (868 amino acids)
Biological process (GO): regulation of DNA-templated transcription
Molecular function (GO): DNA-binding transcription factor activity, RNA polymerase II-specific; DNA binding
Source: RefSeq, a predicted model, not a curated record
AUGGCAAGACGACCAUCGACAGCAGACAGCGGCCUGAUGAACGAGCGUUCCGAGGCGGUGGACUUUGACCUCGACCUUGGUCUUUUCCUCUCCGACGAAGCGUUCUCCGAUGUAUUUCCCAGAGAUCCACCAUCUCACUACGGUGCAGGGGAUGGACGUCAGUCCGAAGAAGGACACAUGUCUGCGUCAUCAAGUGUUUCUGGGGGCGUCCCAUUGUCUGAUGUUGUCGAUGAAACCAUCUACUCCAAGCCAUUGCGAGAAAGCAGUCCGAAUGCCACAACCGACAGGACGAAAGUCGGCAGUCGCUUUACAUCUGCAAACAUAAGAACCCUGAAAAUAUGGUUCGAGAAUCACGAGCGACAUCCGUAUCCAACUCCAGAACAGGUCGAAAGGUUACUGAAGCAGACGGGAUUGAGCAAGCGGCAACUAACCAACUGGUUCGCCAACACGCGUCGGCGCAGAAAAGUCCGCCCAAGCGGAAGCUCCACACCCAUCGGGACCGAAUCUGGUUCGAAUCCCAUGGACAUACCCGUUCGACGGCCGACGCCAAUGGCAUUUGAGCAGAUGAACCCAAUGCAACGAUGGGAGCACUCCCCUCCGCAAAGCGAGCCGGCGCUCGUUGCCGAUAUUUCUCGGGCAGUCGCUGCAUCAUCUCGACUUUCAGGCCUUCCGGCUCGCUCUCGAUCUUCGGCAGGAUCUUGGGAAAACGCGUCCACUAUCAGCAGUGUUGGCACCUCUCAGUCGAGUGGAGGAUCGCGAUCCAACCUUUCGGCAUACUCUCGUAGCUCGAGCAAACCCCCUAGCCCUUUGGAGACACUCAGAAGAGACUCGACCCGCCGUCGAAGACGAGCGAUGGUCAGAGUACACAGUGGAAAUAGGCUUAGCCUUCGACAGACCAAUACUUACCAAUGUACAUUUUGCGCCGAAACUUUCAAGACGAGAUACGACUGGCAAAGGCACGAAAAGUCUCUUCACCUCUCCCUCGAGGAGUGGAUUUGUUCGCCACACGGCUCGACCACGACUCACCCCGAGAAAGGCGUCAUUUGUGUGUAUUGCGAGGAGGUCAACCCAAGCCAGCAGCACCUCGAUGCCCAUCAUCAGGCGGCCUGCUCUGAGCGAUCGGUCGAAGAGCGUACAUACUACCGCAAAGACCAUCUUCGGCAACACCUGAAACUCGUCCACAAGACAAGUCAGAUGUCUCGCACUGCAGAGAGUUGGAAGGUUACCACGGAUAACGUUCGAUCGAGAUGCGGCUUUUGCGGCAUCAGCCUGGAGUCAUGGGCGACGCGCGGGGACCAUAUUGGGGACCACUAUCGAGAUGACGGCAACACCAUGUCGGACUGGAAGGGGAACUGGGGGUUUGAAACCCAUAUACUCGCAAAGGUUGAUAACGCGGUCCCCCCUUGUGUGAUCCAGUUUGAACAGAGUGCGCCUGUUCCCUUUUGCGCAAGUGUCUCGCCAGCCGGUUCCGCGCCAAGCGCAUACGAACUCCUCAAGCUCGAAGUGGAGUAUUUCGUGCGCAACUACUUUGAAGCACACGAAAGUCUACCUUCGGACGAUCAGCUUAUCUACGAGGCUUGUACGAUUAUAUACGCCUCCGAGUUCCUCCAACACAAUGGCACCGCGACGGCGGCGUCCUGGCUUCGAGAUCUGCUAAUGAGCUCUACCGAGUUAUCUGAAAAGGCGCGUCUGCGUCCGAUGAAUCAGUGCUAUCAACUUGCCAAACUAAGCGCGAGCCAGCUUCUAAUUAUCGGCAAGACAGACAUAUUUGAGGACUGCGAACUGGAGGCUCAGCUUUGCCGACAUCUUGGAGACCAUCUGGUUCUAGGUCUCUCGCCUUCGGACGAUGACCUUCAACAGGAGGCGUGCGUCAUCUUGAAUAGGGUAGAGUCAGCAUCCACCAAUCCUUCACGAAGAUUUACGGGGUUUCUAGUCCGUCUCAUGUGGAAGUCGACAUCAUGGCUGGCUCCCCUGCGUCAGAGGGCGGAAUAUUUUGCGUCGGGCUCAUACCAAGAACUGAUACCGUAUCCAGAUCCCACCACAAAUAUGACCAGCGGUCAACUCAAUGACUUCUUCACAGGGCUCGCUGAGUUAAAUCAGUUGACGGGGGCGGCAGAAAAGCUCAUACCAACGACAGCAACAGCAAUAACCCGCAAAAUGCAAUCGGCCAUUCCAGCUGGAACAGUUGACACGCAAGCAUCUUCCAGCUACUGCAACUCCGAAGGGCAUCAAGAUUGUAUCUCGCCUGGCUUCAGUUUUGAUGCGAUGCCAAUGAAGUCCGGGGACUUUUACACGCGAUUACAAACUGCCAAGACAAUGUUUGAAGGAUCUGGUCACUCCUUGAGGGAAUCCGGGGGCUCCAAGGGCACAGGCAUGCCGUUCUUCCUCAACGACCCCAACAGAUAUGCUCGUUUGGCAGGGGAACUGUCGCGGUUCGUUGCGAGCACCAUUUCACCUCGGAACCCAAACAUGCAUAUCCCUUCCGAUGAUGAGCUCAGAUAUCACGCAAGAUGGGUCAUUUUCGAAGAUGACGAUCCUUGGAAUCAAACGGCAGCCGACAUUCCCGAAUGGCUAGCCGACUUCAAAAAGGGAGUUGGUCUCGAGUAA